Anopheles coustani is the source of this 3869-nucleotide messenger RNA. It is a transcript of the gene PCB, whose product is annotated as pyruvate carboxylase, mitochondrial. The record is from RefSeq and is a predicted model, not a curated record. Gene Ontology annotation, cellular component: cytoplasm. Gene Ontology annotation, biological process: gluconeogenesis; pyruvate metabolic process. The transcript is spliced from 7 exons. Lineage: Eukaryota; Metazoa; Arthropoda; Insecta; Diptera; Culicidae. The coding region runs from base 112 to 3702 and encodes 1196 amino acids. Gene Ontology annotation, molecular function: metal ion binding; ATP binding; pyruvate carboxylase activity.
GUUUCAUUACUGUACACUGUGGAUUGGUAAUGAAAUUAUAAUUGUUGCACCUCAGAAACUUGCAUUUGCCAACUACUUCAAUCGUAAUCGUCUGCACAACGGUUAGGAAAAAUGCAACUAUUUAGUGCCCAAAUGGCAGUAUCUGCCCUACGCCACGGAAAUCGCGCUCGGCUGUGGUCAAUUCGUAAGAAUGGCUUUGCAAGCCAAGUCGAAUAUAAGCCAAUCCGAUCCGUGCUGGUUGCGAAUCGAGGUGAAAUUGCCAUCCGUGUAUUUCGUGCCUGCACGGAGCUUGGUAUACGCUCUGUGGCAGUUUACUCCGAGCAAGAUAAGAUGCACAUGCACAGACAAAAGGCUGAUGAAUCGUACAUGGUAGGAAAAGGAUUGGCACCGGUCGAGGCAUAUCUUAAUAUCCCAGAGAUCAUUCGAGUGUGCAAGGAAAACGAUGUCGAUGCAGUUCAUCCGGGUUACGGGUUUCUAUCGGAGAGAUCAGACUUCGCCCAAGCCGUCAUCGACGCAGGGUUGCGUUUCAUCGGGCCCUCUCCAAAAGUUGUCCAGCAAAUGGGUGACAAAGUUGCUGCCCGUAAGGCUGCUAUCGAAGCCGGGGUCCCCAUCGUUCCCGGCACGGAUGGGCCAGUAACUACCAAGGAGGAAGCUGUCGAUUUUUGUCGUAAGCAUGGGCUGCCGGUAAUUUUUAAGGCUGCUUAUGGUGGAGGCGGUCGAGGUAUGCGUGUUGUUCGCAAAAUGGAUGAAGUUGAAGACAAUUUUAUGCGUGCCAGCUCAGAAGCCAAGGCUGCCUUUGGCAACGGAGCCAUGUUCAUCGAAAAGUUCAUCGAGCGGCCACGCCAUAUAGAAGUGCAACUUCUCGGCGAUAAAGCAGGCAAUGUAGUCCAUCUGUACGAGCGUGAUUGUUCGGUACAACGACGCCACCAAAAGGUAGUGGAGAUCGCCCCAGCUCCUCGGCUUCCUAUAGAGGUGCGCAAUAAAAUGACAGAGUACGCGGUGCGUUUAGCUCGCCACGUCGGCUACGAAAACGCCGGUACUGUCGAGUUCCUAUGCGAUGAGUCUGGUAAUUUUUACUUUAUUGAAGUAAAUGCCCGUCUGCAAGUGGAGCACACCGUGACCGAAGAAAUCACCGGCAUUGAUUUGGUCCAAUCGCAAAUACGUGUAGCGGAAGGUAUGACCCUACCCGAACUCGGAUAUACGCAGGACAACAUUAAAACACAAGGUUACGCCAUCCAGUGCCGCGUCACGACGGAAGAUCCCGCAAACGAUUUCCAGCCCAGCACUGGACGAUUAGAGGUGUUCCGAUCUGGCGAGGGCAUGGGCAUUCGUUUGGAUAGUGCAUCCGCAUACGCUGGAGCGAUUAUCUCGCCAUACUACGAUUCAUUGCUGGUGAAGGUUAUAUCACACGCGUCCGAUUUGCAAUCGUCUGCGGCAAAAAUGAAUCGGGCGUUGCGCGAGUUUCGUAUUCGUGGUGUAAAAACCAACAUUCCAUUCUUGCUGAAUGUGCUAGAAAACCAAAAGUUCCUCAACGGAGUUCUGGAUACGUAUUUCAUCGACGAACAUCCGCAACUUUUCCGAUUCGCCAAAUCAAAGAAUCGUGCCCAAAAGCUGCUUAACUACCUUGGCGAAGUAUUGGUCAAUGGUCCAACAACACCACUAGCAACAAAGCUGAAGCCUGCCGAAGUACAUCCACAUGUUCCUCAGUUGCCACUAGACCUGUCACCAGAAGCACUGGCCGACGAGGAACAGGGUAAAAGAAAAGUUACAGAGCCACCACGUGGUUUCAAGCAAAUCUUAGAAGAGCAAGGACCGGAGGGCUUUGCCAAAGCAGUUCGCAACCAGAAAAACCUUCUGCUGAUGGAUACAACGUUUCGUGACGCGCACCAAUCCCUUCUGGCAACCAGAGUUAGAACACACGAUCUACUAAAGAUCUCACCGUUCGUGGCACAUAAGUUCAAUAAUCUGUAUUCGCUGGAGAAUUGGGGCGGUGCUACCUUCGACGUCGCCCUGCGGUUCUUGCACGAGUGUCCUUGGGAACGGUUGGAGGAAAUGCGCAAGCAGAUUCCUAACAUCCCUUUCCAGAUGCUGUUACGCGGUGCUAAUGCCGUUGGCUAUACGAAUUAUCCGGACAACGUAGUCUCCAAGUUCUGUGACCUAUCGGUGCAAUGCGGUAUGGACAUUUUCCGAGUGUUUGAUUCGCUCAACUAUUUGCCAAACUUAAUUCUUGGCAUGGAGGCGGCCGGUAAUGCUGGUGGUGUAGUGGAGGCUGCCAUCUCUUACACCGGGGACGUUAGUGAUGAAAAAAAGACUAAAUAUGACUUGAAAUACUAUACAAAUUUGGCCGAUGAGUUGGUAAAAGCAGGGACUCACGUGCUUUGUAUCAAGGAUAUGGCUGGAUUGUUGAAACCACAGGCGGCACGUUUACUUAUAACAGCUAUUCGUGAAAAACACCCGGAUGUGCCUAUCCAUAUUCAUACACACGAUACAUCAGGUGCUGGGGUAGCUUCUAUGCUUGCUUGCGCUGAAGCCGGCGCGGACGUGGUCGAUGUAGCCGUGGAUUCCAUGUCGGGCAUGACUUCUCAACCAAGCAUGGGAGCGGUUGUUGCUUCAUUGCAAGGAACCAGCCUUGACACGGGGCUGGCACUGCCGGACAUUAGCGAGUAUUCAGCCUACUGGGAGCAAGCGCGUACGCUCUACGCUCCAUUUGAGUGUACAACGACGAUGAAAUCCGGCAAUGCCGAUGUAUAUAUGAAUGAAAUCCCCGGAGGACAAUACACAAACCUUCAGUUCCAAGCCUAUUCGCUUGGACUGGGAGAUUUCUUUGAAGACGUAAAGAAGGCCUAUCGGGAGGCCAAUUUGUUGCUGGGUGACAUCAUAAAGGUGACUCCAUCGUCGAAGGUGGUUGGUGAUCUUGCCCAAUUCAUGGUGCAGAACCAUUUAUCGGCCGACCAAGUGCUAGAGCGAGCUGAAGAACUAUCGUUCCCCAAAUCUGUGGUUGAAUUUUUGCAAGGCGCCAUCGGUACUCCCCAUGGAGGAUUCCCCGAACCGUUGCGAUCGCGUGUACUUAAAGAUAUGCCCCGCAUCGAAGGACGUCCGGGAGCCCAGUUAGCUCCGCUAGAUUUUGAUGCAUUGAAAAAAUCCCUCCAGGAAUCUCAUCCCGAUGUUAGCGAUCGUGAUGUCAUGUCAGCGGCGCUUUACCCGCAAGUCACAAACGACUUCCUCAACUUCCGCGAUACGUUUGGUCCGGUCGACAAGUUGAACACGCGCGUCUUUCUGACUGGCCCGAAGGUGGGCGAAGAGUUUGAAGUGACCAUUGAAAAAGGCAAAACUCUCGGAUUUAAAACACUGGCAAGAGCAGAGGACCUCACAGCAAACGGCGAGCGAGAGGUGUUCUUCGAGCUGAACGGUCAACUAAGAUCGGUGUUAAUCCGCGACAAGGAAGCCGUCAAAGAGCUACACAUUCAUCCGAAGGCUACCAAGGGUAACAAAGACGAAGUCGGAGCACCCAUGCCUGGCUCCGUUAUCGAAAUCAAAGUUAAAGUCGGUGAUCACGUCGAGAAAGGUCAACCUUUGAUAGUGCUGUCAGCCAUGAAAAUGGAAAUGGUGGUUCAAUCUCCUCGGGCUGGUGUUGUGAAAACACUGGACAUUAGCAACGGUAUGAAGUUAGAAGGGGAAGAUUUGCUGCUUACCUUGGAAUAAGCAACAUGAAGCCAUGGAAGCCAUGGAAUAUGCCUUAGCUGUACUUCUUCCAUCUCAAUGUUACGUUUUGAAAGUGCCGAAAAACACAAUUGGUGGAAACAUUAUACUCCAACUAGCUUUAACAUUACGGAAUAAAGUUGUUUUGUUUUCUAUCUGGUUUACUGUAA